Molecule: messenger RNA, 3617 nt
Organism: Cicer arietinum (chickpea)
Lineage: Eukaryota; Viridiplantae; Streptophyta; Magnoliopsida; Fabales; Fabaceae
Product: probable RNA-dependent RNA polymerase 1
Biological process (GO): siRNA processing
Cellular component (GO): nuclear RNA-directed RNA polymerase complex
Molecular function (GO): RNA-directed RNA polymerase activity
Source: RefSeq, a predicted model, not a curated record
GUGGCCUAGUUUAGUGUGAAGGAACUCUUUCAUUCAUUUGGUUCCUUUUAGCAUGCACUUGGUUUCUCAAACUGCAUUUGCAUAGAGUCUAACUUGAAAUUCAUGUAAACAAUGUGCAAGACAAUUCAAAUGCAUGGAUUCCCAUCAAAUGUUUCUGCUGAAGAUGUAAGGAAAUUUUUGGAGCAAUAUGCUGGUUUCCAAACUGUUCUUGCUAUAGAGAUUGAGCAGCAUAAAGAUGGAGAACCUUGGAGACAUGUUAAUAUUCAAUUCACAGAGAAAAGAAGUGUUGAAACUAUCUUGGACUUGAUUGCUAAUAAACACCUAUCUUACAAUAGUGACUAUGUUCUACAUUCUAAAGUAAUAAAACAUGACAUUUUGCCAAAGCCAAGGAUCUUUGCUUAUAACAUGGAUGCUAUUGGAGUACACUUUGGAUGUCAAACAUCUAAGGGAAAACAUAGUGUACUUUGGGAACAUCCAAAUGCUUCUGUUAAAUUUGGAGCUAGAUUAAGGAAGAUGUAUAUGUUUUUUCAAUAUUUGUCUAAGGACUAUAAGUUGAUGAUUAAUCUCGAGAGUAUAUCGCGAAUUGAGCUGCAUCACUCAUGUUGUCAGACCAAGAAGCUUCUCCUUUUUCAGUUACGCAGCGCUCCUCAGAUAUACGAAAAAGACGAUUCUGAAAGCAAUUAUUUUAAGGAAGCUUAUGACAGCCAUUGGUUUAGAUCAGUAGAUUUCACUCAAUCAUGCUGCAUUGGACAAUCAUCAGCUUUAUGUUUAGAUCUUCCACAAAAUACCGAGGUUCCGAAUUUUCGUCACCAAUAUCGUAAUUAUUAUAAAGUUGACAACACCUUGGAUCUUGAGAAACAACAUGAUUUCUUAUCUAACUUGAAUUUUGUCCCUAUGGUGAUUCCACCAGAAGCUCUCAACUUGCCAUACAAAAUUCUCUUCAAAAUCAACUCAUUAGUCCAACAUGGUUUUCUUCCUUUGCAAGCAAUUCACACCAAUUUUUUUCAUAUGAUUGAUCCACAAAGAAUUAAAGAUGCAUAUAUAGAAAGUGCUUUGAAUAAACUAUAUCAGAUGAAAGAAUGUUGCUAUGAACCUAUACAAUGGUUGGAGAAAGAAUACCAAAGAUACUCAACAAAUAGUUCGAUUCCAUUAUCUAGUACCAUUUCAUUGGAUAAAGGGUUGGUGUAUGUGCAUAGAGUACAAGUAACUCCAUCAAGAAUAUAUUUUUGUGGUCCUGAAGUAAAUCUUUCGAAUCGAGUUUUGCGCAACUUUGCUGAUGACACUGAUAACUUCCUUCGCGUUUCAUUUCUCGAUGAGAACAUGGAUAAACUCCAUUUGUUCGAUUUGAUUUCGCGUUCGUCUAUUAUUGAUGUGGAAAGAGAAACAAAGCUUCAUCAAAGGGUACUUUCUACACUAAAAAAUGGAAUAUCAAUCGGUGACAAGAAGUUUGAGUUUCUUGCUUACUCAUCAAGUCAACUACGUGAUAACUCGGUGUGGAUGUUUGCAUCAAGAAAAGGACUAACUGCAUAUGACAUAAGAAAAUGGAUGGGAGAUUUUCAUGAAAUUAGAAAUGUUGCCAAAUAUGCAGCAAGGCUUGGUCAAUCAUUCAGCUCAUCAAGGGACACAGUGAGUGUUGGAAGAAAUGAAAUUGAGAUCAUUCCUGAUAUAGAAUUUAAAAGAGGUGAAAUCAAAUAUUGUUUCUCUGAUGGAAUAGGGAAGAUAUCUUAUGAACUGGCUCAAGAAGUGGCUGAACAAUGUGGCUUCAUGGAUCAUAAUGUUCCAUCAGCUUUUCAAAUCAGAUAUGGUGGAUACAAAGGUGUUGUUGCUAUUGAUCCUACUUCAUCAACUAAACUUUCCUUGAGAAACAGCAUGUGCAAGUUCAAGUCAGAAAACACAAAACUUGAUGUCUUGUCAUGGAGCAAACACAAACCAUGUUACCUUAACCGUCAAGUAAUCGUUCUAUUAUCCACGCUCGGCGUCAAGGACCGAGUCUUUAAAAGGAAGCAAAGGGAGAUUGUUAAUAAACUCAAAAUGAUAACAAGAAAACCAUUCAAUGCACUAGACAUGAUGUCUUAUGGAGAUAUUACAAUCAUGUUAAGGGAAAUGAUCAUUUGUGGAUUCCAUCCAUCAAAGGAACCUUUUCUUUGCAUGAUGUUGAAAACAAUAUGUGCUGCAAAGUUACAAGAGUUACAGCUCAAAACUAGGAUAUUUGUUAGGAAAGGAAGAGCUUUGUUAGGAUGCUUGGAUGAAACAAGGACUUUGAAAUAUGGAGAGGUAUUUGUGCAAAUAUCUCUUCCAAGAAAUAAGCAAUCAAAGGUCAUUGGAGCAAAAAAAAGUAAAUAUAUUGUUAAGGGGAAGGUAGUUGUAGUCAAGAAUCCAUGUCUUCACCCAGGAGAUGUAAGGAUUUUGAGGGCAAUUGAUGUACCUUCCAUACAUCAUAUGGUAGACUGUGUUGUUUUCCCACAGAAGGGAAGAAGACCACAUCCUAAUGAAUGUUCAGGAAGUGACUUGGAUGGAGAUAUCUACUUUGUCUCUUGGGACCCUAGUCUUAUUCCUACUCAUCAGGAAAAUCCAAUGGAUCAUUCACCAUCUAAAGUCCUGAAUGUGGAUCAUGAUGUCACAUUACAGGACAUAAAGGAGCAUUUCACCCACUACAUAGUUAAAGACAGCUUAGGAAUCAUUGCAAGUGCACACACUGUCUUUGCUGAUAAGGAUCCUGAAAAGGCAAUGAGCCAUUCAUGUAUAGAGCUGGCAAAACUACACUCAAUCGCCGUCGAUUUCGCAAAAUCCGGUGUGCCAGCCGAAAUACCUCAACAUCUACAUAUAGAACAAUAUCCAGAUUUCAUGGAAAAACAAGACAAACCAAGUUACCAAUCAAAUAACAUAAUAGGAAAGCUUUACCGCGAAGCGAAGAAUGCUGCACAACAAAAGAGUCUCAAAAAGUCAUUCACUAGAAAAGCUGCAAGAAAAUUAUAUGAUCAUGACAUGGAAAUUGAUGGUUUUGAAAAGUAUAUAACUAUUGCUUGUGAAUACAAGCACAUGUAUGAUUCCAAGUUGUUGAACUUAAUGGAUUACUAUGGUAUAGAAACAGAAGGUGAAAUAAUUAGUGGCAAUAUUUUGAAGAUGUCAAAAUCUUUCAAUGAUAGAAAGGAUUUGGAAGGAAUAAAUCAUGCUGUGAUUUCACUUAGGAAGGAAGCUAGAAAUUGGUUCAAUGAGAUGAUAAACAAAUCAAAUUCUCAAGGUGAUGAAUCAUAUGCUAUUGCAUCUUCUUGGUAUUAUGUAACAUAUCAUCCUAGUUAUUGGGGAUGCUACAAUGAGGGAAUAAAUAAGGAUCAUUUCCUAAGUUUUCCAUGGUGUGUGCAUGAUACUCUCAUCCAAAUCAAGAAGGACAAAGCUAAUAGAAGAAACUUUGGAUUGAAGGUUUGGACAAUAGUGAAAAUGUUUGUCAUUAUAUUAAUGUUAUGCUUCUUGAUGUGGACAAUACAGCAUUAUCAUCUUAAUGAAUUUGUAGCUAAAUAGUAUUACUAGUUCAAAUUACUUAUUAUAUAAAUUUAUUUCAUGUGUAAUAAUAUAUACUAUCCAUUUAUAUAUUUAUUUGGUUGUCCCUUUUCUUAUUC